Messenger RNA from Cuscuta epithymum, 5226 nucleotides. The record is from the annotation of a GenBank genome assembly. Lineage: Eukaryota; Viridiplantae; Streptophyta; Magnoliopsida; Solanales; Convolvulaceae.
GAAAAAGGCGUACAAAAAAAUUGGGAUAAAUUGGAAUGAGCUGCCGCCGGUCAGGCUCCCUACCCCGCCCCUUUGAAACGUCGGUAAGUUUUUCCCCUCCAUGCAUAACCGCUACGAUCUGAUCUGAAGACGCUCUAUUUUAUUCCCCCUUCAAACUUCCGACACAGUUUCUACUCGUAAGUACCCCGCCGCCGCCAAAUCAUGCUCCGCAACCUGCGGUCGCGGCGGCGUCCGCGAUAUGGAGCUCAACUUUGUGCCGUAGCGGCUGCGAUUCUCCUUCUUCUCUCUGUCUCCCUUCUCUACACCCGCCUCAAUUUCUUCCACUCCAACCAACUGCAUUCGUACCCCAGCCACUACGACGCCGUUUCACUCAAUCACCCACUUACCGACGACCUAGCUGACUCUGAUUUCCGGUCCUCCCCCUCUGAUGACCGCAUCGACGAGCUCGAUGACGCAGUUCAGCUCAACGUGAACGACGAGGAAAAUCUAGAGGCGGAUGAGGAAGACGGAGAGGAAAUUAAUCGAAAGUCGAAGGUCUCGUCCAGGACCUACUUCUAUGACCAUCAACUCGGCGUGAUUAGGAGGGCCUUAAACAAGCGGUCAAUUGAGGAAUGGGAAGAUUACGUGAACUUUGAAUCUAGCUUCAAAUCAGGGUUCGGGUAUGAGGUUGAUGAAUCUAAGUACGCCAUUGCAUCGGAUGAUUUGCCAGUAGAUGAGAAGAUGCGGAAGAAGUUGAGCGAAGUAAGGAACAUCGAGGAUGCACUUUUAUUGAAGGGGUCGCCAUUGAGGGAAGGUUGGGGAGACUGGUUUGAUAAGAAAAGUGACUUCUUGAGGAGGGAUCGCAUGUUUAGGUCAAACUUGGAAAGCUUGAACCCAAAUAAUAAUCCGUUGUUGCAGGACCCUGAUGGGUCCGGAGUGACUGGAUUGACUAGAGGGGAUAGGCUUGUGAUCAAAGGAUUGAUGAAUGAGUUUAAAAACGUCCCAUUCUUGGUUGAAAAUACUCCACCUGUCUCAGGGUCAGAUAACUCCAGAUUAGCAGAAAAUGACGUCCUGGGUACCCAUAGCAAGGUAAAAGCUGUAGAAGACACUAAUUCGAGCAUGGAAACCUUGCAAUCCUAUUCAGAACUAUUGAGAAUGAAAGGUGAUGUUUUGAGUAAGAGAAGUGAUAUUGAGUUUGGUAUGAAGGGGGAAGUGAAAUCUUGAGAGCUGAAGAGAGGAGUUUAAAAGACAACAAUCACUUACAUAUUGAAAGAAUUGGUGACUAUGAAGCACGGAAACUCUCUGCGAUUCACGUUUCCCUGUUUCAGAAACAAAGAAGCGUGUUGGAAACUCGGAAACCUCAAACUCCCAUUUCGGGGCCGUUUCCGUAAUUAAGAAGAAUUGGGAAGCCCAUUUUCCUAAAUAAUUAGCGUUCUGGAAGCUUUGGGUUUACAUUUUUUUCUUUUAAGAAUUUUUUUGAUGAAAAAUAGUGUCUUUUACCAAAUAUAGUGAAUUUUUAGCAACAUUGUGACGUUUCAUAACGCAAUGCUUUGCUAGAAAUGUAUUGCAUUUUAUGUUCAGUGCUAGUCGAUUUGUUAUCAGUUUUAAUGUAUUGAUAAUUAGGUUUUAUGUUUUAUAGAACCAAAUUAAUCAUAUUUUCAGUGCUAGGCGAUUUGUUAUCAGUAUUGAUGUUUAAGUGAUCUAUUACAAGACAGCAUAAGCACGGCUAUGAUUCAGAGUUGCAGACUGUAUGGCUUUAUCUAUAAGAAUGCUUCGUUUCAAAUUGCUCAUUCUAUGUACACCAUUUUUUAUGGUUGAGUGUCAUUGCUCUGUAAUUUCAUGUAUUAUUGAUGUAAUGCUUGCUAAAGAAAGAUAAAUAAUAAUGGUUUCAUUCACUAUCCAUUGUUCUGCAGCACUUCCAUUUAUUCUCUGAAAGCAACUUCAGUUAUGCAGCAUAACAUUUUGUGGGUGGACAAGAAGCUCCUAAAACUUCUACUAUGUUGGUCUACGUUCUAUUUUAUACGUUAGGAUUGAUAUUGAAUUAGUUUUCCAUUAUAACCCCUCUAAUAACACAUAUACAUGUCCCUUUAUUUGGGAGGUGAAUGCAAACAGAAGGGACUCUCAGUUAAUGAAAAAACUAUCAAAUAUUAAAGAUCUGCUAGUCACUCACUUCCAUGGCCGGAAUGAAACCGCAGUAGGCCUGGAGAAAAUCUGUGUUAAUGGCAGAUUGUCUUCUUCACAGGUUUAUGAUAUACUACGGGCUAAAAGACCGAAAAGGACCUGGAUGCCUUUUAUUUGGAGGACUUUCAUCCCGCCUAAAUUUUCAUCCAUCAAAUGGCUGGUUUUCCGGGAUAGACUGGCUACACUGGAUAACUUGGAGUUUUUGAAUUAUGAAAACACAUGCACUUUCUGCCAGCAGGAAUCUGAAUCUAUUGCCCAUCUCUUUUUUGCUUGUUCUUAUACUACAGGUAUCUGUAUGGAGGUUCGCAAAUGGUUGGGCAUUAGAAGGUAAAUGCCAACAAUUGCUAGCUCAAAUAAAUGGAUUAAAAGAGAGCACCAGGGAGCACAUAUCCACAAUAAAGCGACCUGUUUUGCGUUUUGUUGUUCCAUUUACACAAUCUGGAGAUUAUGAAAUGCUGCCUAUUUUGAUCGCGUCAGGUCCACCCCUCAGGAGUUGGAGAUGUCUUAUUUUGAAACUGGAAUGUACUGUGCUUAGCUACUGUUUUUGGCUUACAGUAAGGGGCCUGUCCCUUGCUGUUUGGGGUCUGUUUUGGUUGCUAUAUGUGGGCUAGGUAUUAUGUUCCGAUUGCCCACAUUUUGAUUUUCUUUUGAUCAGGGAGCUACUGUUUUACUCUUGCAGUAAGGAGCCUGUCUCUUGCUGUUUGAGGUCUGUUUUGGUUUCUAUAUGUGGGCUAGGCUCAGAGUCUUCUCUUGCUGUUCAACACAAGGAAGUUGAGAAUGAUGCUACCCCCUACACAGUUGACUAAAGUAAACGGAAACCGAGUUGGGGAAAAUGGUAAUGUUGUUGAUGAUGAGAACCCUACACUGAGUAAUAAUAGUGGUCUUCUCAAUGAGGAUGACUUCACGUCUUCUCCAGUGAUAGCAUAUCGAAAGAACUUUUGGGAUAGAGAUAAUGUGAUGAAUAGUGAUACACGUCCCGGGGUAGAUACGAUGAACAGUGAAUUUGAGGUUUGUUUUUCAUAUGGGAAAUCUCUGGAUAAUGUGUGUACUGAUUCACCUAGUAGCAGAAGAGAAUGUAAAAUGAUCUUGUUGAUCCUAUUCAUGUUAGUAGAAAAAAUGAUGAUGCUAUGGUUACGGAGAGAGAAAGGGUAGUAAAUCUGUCCAACAUAAACUUUGAGUCAGGGAUAACCAGAUUUGCAGCGCAUAGCAGAAAUUCUCUUCUCAACUGUUGUUUUGUAGAGCUUCAUCAUAUUGAUAAUCCUUAUUCAUGCGACCGUAAAAGUGACCUUGGAAAGAUCGUAGGAAAUGCGAGUAGUCAGCCUAGAUUGAUUCAUGAUAGCACGGAAAGUAAGCAUCUUAAGAACCAUGCUGCCAUUUCUGAUAUCCCAUCUGCUCCUUUUGGAAGGCAAGGCAAUGAUGGAUUUAUCGGCGAUCCUAGACAUCCUGUAGGUUGUAACAGAAUAGAAUAUAGUACAGAUGCUCUUGUUGAUUCAAGAAGUUAUCCUUUAUAUGCUACUGAACGCACUUCAUUGUCACCUGGUAUCAGAGAGUAUGACAGUGCAAGAAAGUGAUGGAAUGAUUUACGGUGAUGAGUUUUCACAAAUGGAUCGGAAGAAUAGCUGUGAUCAAUAUGAAACUAGUACAAUGUACAAUGGGAUUUAUCACAAUAUAUCGUCUGAGAUGUCAGAUUCUAGGUACAGACAAUUCAGCCAAAAGAGCGUCUCUCUCGGUUGUCUUCUAACAAGUGUUCACUGAAAGAAAGAAAAAACUGGCUAUGUCACUAGUCAUGAUGAUCUCCUGGACACUCCUGUUGAUGAUGUCAUGGGCAUGCUACAAAGUCAGGUUCUUCUGGUGAAGAGGCAAAUGAAAUUCAAACUAUUGGGAAAACGUCCUGACAGCAGUGAAUUCUCUCGCAUUGGAGAGCAUGCCAAUGAACUGAAAAGGAAUGUACAUCAAACCACCGAACAAAAUGUUAUUCCGCAUGCACCAAAAGAGACACAGGUGGGGGAUUUUGGGCGUCAGAGUGAUUUAAUAAAAAGGUCUCGUGAUAGAGAUAGUUCUGUAACUUGUUAUAGCUCCUAAGCAUAGACAACUCAAAAGAGGUUUGAUGUCCAAGGAGAACAUGCCUUCUGAAAUUGAAAUUGUAGAUAGCUCUGUGGUUAAAGAACUGCCAUUUAUAGUUCCAAAUCAUAGACAACUCAAACGAGAUUUGAUGUCCAAGGAGAGAAUCCUUCUGAAGAUUUGAGAAGGAACCUGCAUGUAAGCCUACGAAAUGCAGAAAGCUAGUGAGGACAUUUUUGGUAAAGUUGGUGUUUUUUUCCUGGGAAACCACCACAAUGAUGAGACCUCUAAUGACAACCAUUAUUUGUUAAAUCACACCAACACAGUGCCACAAGUCAAGAACCAGAACCAGUCAAUGAGCUGCCUUUAAGCGGGCAUGAGAACGGUUCAGACGUUCAUGACUCAAGAAAUAGGGAUCCUGAUGGUAAUGUUACAAAUCAAAACAGCGGAUUAUCCGAUGUUCUUCCUCCAACUGUCCCUAAGAACAAGGAUUCUAACAUGAAAGAAAGAUCUGAAUGUGAAAAUGACGGUUCUGAAAUGCACGACUUCUCAUCCAUGGAACCCAAUGAAAAAUAUCAGGGUAAAUUGUCUCAAAGUGAACCCCUGGAAACUCCAGUGUACCAUUGGUAUCUCGUGUCCUGAAGCAGGAGAUGAUGGUACAUCUGAAGCUACCAAGGUUGGGAGUGAUGUUAUAUGUCUACGAUCUUCAAGGUGUUGAAAAAAAAAGCAACCCUCCCAGUCCUACUUGCAAGUUAAAAUGCGAAAAGGUGGCAUAUGGAAUGACGUUACAACUAAAAUUAUGCUAGCGGGUGUCUGCAGAAAGUUAAUUGGAUUUGUUUUGUACCAUAUGGGUGGUGGUCUAUAGAUUGCCAUGUCCUGCCUGGUAUAGUGGUAUAACACAUUUUUUUGUAUGAAGAUCAGCUGUCUGAAGUCCCAAAUGUUUUGCUUCUAUUUUUGUGCCCCCUCCCAAGGCAAUAAACACUACAUGAUUUGGGUCCAUAUGAG